Messenger RNA from Hibiscus syriacus, 555 nucleotides. Its product is annotated as pleiotropic drug resistance protein 1-like. Gene Ontology annotation, molecular function: ABC-type transporter activity. The transcript is spliced from 5 exons. The record is from RefSeq and is a predicted model, not a curated record. Bases 1 to 555 code for a protein of 184 amino acids. NCBI's taxonomy places the organism in Eukaryota, Viridiplantae, Streptophyta, Magnoliopsida, Malvales, Malvaceae.
AUGAGUCAGAUGUUCAUCGAGGAAGUUAUGGAGCUUGUGGAACUGAAUCCAUUAAGGCAUAUGCUAGUUGGUAUACCCGGUGUAACCGGUUUAUCAACCGAGCAGCGAAAGAGGCUUACUAUUGCAGUUGAGCUUGUGGCAAACCCCUCUAUCAUUUUCAUGGAUGAACCAACUUCAGGGCUUGAUGCAAGAGCUGCUGCAAUUGUUAUGAGAACAGUAAGGAAUACAGUAGACACCGGAAGAACAGUUGUGUGUACCAUCCAUCAACCAAGUAUCGACAUAUUUGAAGCAUUUGAUGAGCUAUUCCUUAUGAAGAGGGGAGGACAAGAGAUAUAUGUGGGGCCAUUAGGACAUCAUUCUAAACAUCUUAUCAAAUAUUUUGAGGGAGUUCAAGGAGUUAGCAAAAUCAAAGAAGGAUACAAUCCAGCAACUUGGAUGCUGGAAGUUACCACAUCAGCGCAAGAGUUAUCUUUAGGUGUCGAUUUUACCGAAAUCUAUAGAAACUCGGACCUAUACAGGAGAAACAAAGCUCUUAUUGUAGAUUUAAGCUCGUAA